Molecule: messenger RNA, 804 nt
Organism: Vicia villosa (hairy vetch)
Lineage: Eukaryota; Viridiplantae; Streptophyta; Magnoliopsida; Fabales; Fabaceae
Exons: 2
Coding region: 217-525 (102 amino acids)
Source: RefSeq, a predicted model, not a curated record
CUAACAUUUUGCCCUAGUCAACUACCAUGUAAGACCAUCCUUAUAAAGCAAUUGAGCCACUCGGAAUCCAUAUAAUUGUUUCUGCAACAUUCAUCUUCUACAACUCCAUCAAAUACAACAACUCUAACUAAAGGUUUUUUUCUUCAACUUUACGUUUUAAGGUUCAAUUCAUGGUACGAAUUAGGGCAUCUCCAGAUCCAGAACCGAAGUAAAAGUAUGAAGUCAUCAAAUUCGUACUUGUUUCCAAAAGAUUCUGGAAUUGAUGGAGAAGAGAGUAACAUUUCAGAAUCCAGGAGUUAUUCAUCUUCUUCAAAGAAGCAAUGGGGUCCUAGUUGUUUCUGUGAAAACUUGGUUGUGCUUAGAAGGACAACUAUAGUCAACAAUUUUGGGAAGCAAUUUAGGGGAUGCCCACACUAUAAGGGGUAUGCUAAAAAUGGAUGUGAUUAUUUUGCUUGGUAUUAUGAUGAAGUUAAAGAUGAUAAGGACAUAUUUAUCAUGAAGAAAAAAAGAGAUAAAAAAUGUUAGUAAAAGAAAAUGAAGAUCAAAGAGAUAAAAUUGAUGCGCAAAGGCAGCAAAGGCAUAAGUUAGAAGGCCUUCAAGUGGCUCUCAAGAACACAAUGAAGUAGAAGAAUUUUUGGAAAAAAAUAUGUUUCUUAGUUUUAAAUUUAUUAAUAUAAAAAUUGAUAAUGUGAUUUUAAAUGUGUGAUUGAAGUUGUAAUGAAAAUUUAGACGAAUGAAAUUGAAUACAAGUUUUAAUCUUUACAUGUUUAAGUUUUAGUCUUUCACUAUUAAUACAUGUUUAUG